UGAAAUCUUCGUUUAUUCUUUUUCCAACGUUCUAAAAAGACGCUUCUUUGUUUUCAUCAAACAAUUCAAUUUAUAAAAUUUCAUUACUCCAACAAACACUUGUAAAAUAUAUAUAUAUUUUAUUUUAUUUUUUUGGGUUUUUUUUUGUGAAAAUACGCAAGUCCUUUGUAAAAAUGUUAUUGUCAGUGCAAAAUACACGCAGAGUAGCUGUCCCAAUGCUAUGGCGGCACAUGAACGACGGUAAACAGCGCGGACAACGACAACAACUAAAUCAGAAAUACCCAAUACGGACUCAAAUUGUGCAACAAUCAACAGCAGUGCAUGUCAAGCCGCCCAACGUUGACAACAAAUCAUAUGUGGACAUAUUAGAUGCUGAAUGGCAACAAGCGCUGCCAUACAAGGCCAUACCGGGUCUGACCAGAUUUCAGAUGUGGCGUGGCUUCAUGAAAGGCGGAGAUUUCGCAAACCUCUCGAUGAAUGAUCUACUCCUGAAGUGUCGAGAACGCUUCGGUGAUAUUUACCGCAUGCCUGGUAUUUUUGGUCAGCCACCAUCGAUUGUGCUGUUUAAUUUGACCGAUUUUGAGAAGGUCUAUCGUACGGAGGGCGUUUGGCCUGUACGUCCAGGUGGUGAAAUUAUUUUGCAUUAUCGGAGUUCUCGUAAAGAUGGUUUCUUCAAUGAAACGAUGGGACUUACGGCACAUGGGGAGGAUUGGGGCAAAUUUCGCCAUGCUGUUAAUCCCAUUCUAAUGCAACCGAAAAAUGCUAAACUUUAUAUGGAGCCCAUGCAGAAGGUGAAUUCGGAAUUUAUACAAAGAAUUCGUGAUAUACGCGAUCCAGUAACACUUGAAGUUCCCGACAAUUUCAUCUCUGAUAUCAAUCGACUCUCCUUCGAGUCCGUCGCCGUUGUUGCACUCGAUCACGAAUUCGGUUUGAUACGCAAGAAUCCCGACUCAAAGGAAGCCCGAUUGCUAUUCGACAGUCUGACCACAUUCCUGAACGCGUUAUACGAUUUUGGUGUGAAACCGUCACUAUAUAAAUAUAUCAAAACACCCAGCUAUAGACGCUUUGAAAAAUCUAUGGAUACAAUAUUUGAUAUAACAAAUCGAUAUGCAAAUGAGGCACUUGCGCGUUUAGAGCGCAACCCGGCUAAAGCGGGCCAAGAGCGCAGUGUUUUGGAGAAGCUGUUGAAAGUUGAUCGUAAAAUUGCUAUCAUAAUGGCUAUGGAUAUGCUAAUGGCUGGCGUAGAUACGACAUCUUCAGCACUCACCGCCAUACUCUUAUGCAUCGCUAAAAGCCGACAAAAGCAACAGAAAUUACGUGAAGAACUCUUGAAAGUGUUGCCGCACAAAGACGAACACUUCACCAUUGAAAAUAUGAAGAAUUUGCCAUAUCUACGCGCUUGCAUCAAGGAAGCUUUACGCAUUUAUCCACUUGCUUUUGGCAACAUGCGUGAGACGGGCGCCGAUUUGGCUUUGAGCGGUUAUCGUGUAGCCAAGGGUACACGUGUCUUUAUGACCUCUAACAUGCUCUUGAAUGAGGAGCGCUUUUUCCCUCGUGCUCAAGAGUUUAUACCUGAACGUUGGUUGCGCCAACAGGAUGAAGCUAUGACUGAGAGUGAACAAUUAAUGGCUGAUAAUUUGAAUAAAUUUAUUUAUUUGCCGUUCGGCUUUGGACCACGCAGUUGUGUGGGCAAGCGUAUUGUGGACUUGGAAAUGGAAAUAACAUUGAGCAAUGUGGUGCGUCAUUUCCAAAUCGAUUUCAAUUACUCAACGGAUAAUGCGUUUGCUAAUCAUUUCUUAAAUGUUCCACAAAUCCCCUUAAAAUUCAAAUUCACUGAUUUGAAUUAUUAAAUAUUAUAAGAAUUUUAUUUAAGAAAAAAUAAA
Molecule: messenger RNA, 1883 nt
Organism: Ceratitis capitata (Mediterranean fruit fly)
Lineage: Eukaryota; Metazoa; Arthropoda; Insecta; Diptera; Tephritidae
Product: probable cytochrome P450 12c1, mitochondrial
Exons: 6
Coding region: 174-1850 (558 amino acids)
Molecular function (GO): monooxygenase activity; oxidoreductase activity, acting on paired donors, with incorporation or reduction of molecular oxygen; iron ion binding
Source: RefSeq, a predicted model, not a curated record